Molecule: messenger RNA, 1479 nt
Organism: Microdochium trichocladiopsis
Lineage: Eukaryota; Fungi; Ascomycota; Sordariomycetes; Xylariales; Microdochiaceae
Product: Endonuclease/exonuclease/phosphatase
Exons: 2
Coding region: 1-1479 (492 amino acids)
Biological process (GO): base-excision repair
Cellular component (GO): nucleus
Molecular function (GO): DNA-(apurinic or apyrimidinic site) endonuclease activity; double-stranded DNA 3'-5' DNA exonuclease activity; phosphoric diester hydrolase activity
Source: RefSeq, a predicted model, not a curated record
AUGACGGCAGCACAAUACGGCCGCAUUUCCCCGCCGCCACUCAAGCGCAGAAAGCGAGAGUCACCAAAUAGAACAACACCCAGUGAUUCCACGAACCCGUCCUCUACAAGCAUUCUUCAAAAGCCCAAUCGAGGGACCGGGAUUCGCAUCGUGGCAUGGAACAUCAAUGGCAUCCAGCCUUUCGUGCAAGGUUACUUGCAAAAGACAUUACACUCAUUCUUCCAGUCAUCAAUCACCGCGAGAUCCAGGAAGAGACAACACAGCCCCGGUGACAGCCAAAUUGAUGGCAAGUUUCCUGGUGACCCUUCCAAGGAAAGCAGGCCGUCCUUACGAGAUGCUCUGAGACGACAGCACUGGCCGGAGGUCCUCUUAUUGCAGGAGAUCAAGAUCAAGCCGGGGGAUGAGAAGACGAUGAGCGCCGUCCGAGUGGCGGCCAACGAUGGGUCUUCCCUUGAAGGAGGCCCGGCCUCGAUGCAAAAAUUGCCGAACCACGUCAGCUCCGGGCGGCCUCCACUGGGCACACUCCUGGCUGACGGUGGUCCACGAUAUGAGGUACACUUUGUGCUGCCUUCUGACCCGCAUAACGCCAGAGGUUUUGGCGGGAAGGUGUAUGGUGUGUGUGCAAUCCUGCGGCAGGACUUUAUGCAGGAUGUGGUUAGUUGCAUUCGUGAGCCGCCGUUGGACAGAGAAGGACGGGUGCAGAUUAUCGAGACGCACGCGUUGGACGUCUCUGUGCCCACUAACAUUGGUUCUUCCUCUUCUUCUUCGGAGCAUAAGCCGUCCACCGUCGGCAAAGAUGAUAGCCGAGGCCCGCUCAAGCUUGCCAUCAUCAACAUCUACGCGGUCAACGGCACAUUCAAUCCAUACCACUCGACUCACACCGGUGCGGUGAUCGGUACCCGUCACGACCGUAAACUGGCCAUGCACACUGAACUUCUGCAAGAGGCUCAUCGCCUCGAAUCAAGGGGCUUUUCUGUCGUGAUUGCCGGCGAUCUCAACAUCGCACGGGAGCGCAUCGACGGCUACCCGAAUCUGCGCACGUCGCCUCAUCAGCACGUCUUGAACAGGGCUGACUUUAACCAAAAGUUCUUCGCCAGCAAAGUCCUGCCGCCAGAUUCGUCGAGCGUAGUAGCAGCUCGAUAUCGUAUGAAUGAGCUGCCGGGCAAGAAAGAUGGCAAUCUCGCGGAGGCCCAAGGAUUCACGGCCGAUGUCAAGGGACUGAAAGCUAUUGAUACAUUUCGAUACAUCCACGGCAACUUGAGAAAGUACAGUUGGCACUCCAGGACGAAAGAAUGGGGAACCUGCUGUGACAGGGUCGACUUGAUCGUCGCCUCAAGAUCGCUUGGACACAGCAUCAUUGGUGCUGAUAUCUGCGACCACCCUAGAGACAGGGGACCGAGUGACCACUGUCCUAUCUGGGUAGACAUUGGUCGUGGUGCCGUCGUCGGCGACACACAAAGACCCAGUGACCAUCCAUGA